This is a messenger RNA of Pocillopora damicornis (cauliflower coral), 2996 nucleotides long. RefSeq lists its product as uncharacterized. The record is from RefSeq and is a predicted model, not a curated record. Lineage: Eukaryota; Metazoa; Cnidaria; Anthozoa; Scleractinia; Pocilloporidae. Gene Ontology annotation, cellular component: nuclear RNA-directed RNA polymerase complex. Gene Ontology annotation, biological process: siRNA processing. Gene Ontology annotation, molecular function: RNA-directed RNA polymerase activity.
UCCCCCAAGUUUUGCUUUCGGUUGCGGUCCACUUUCAAAAAAACAAAUUGUUCACUGCGUCAGUGUAGUUCCUUGCACUCUACCAUUGAAGGAAACAAGAUUUGUGAAGGGGAAGUCAGACUGAAGCAAUCUUACGAUUUCUUCGCGAUAACUGGGUCUCAUGGCUUUUGCUAUAUGCAUCAGUUUCCAAGACAACAUCGCUCCUCCCACCGGUGAUGAAGUUUACAUCAAAUACGUGGAAUUUAAUGGCGAAGACGAAACACAAUACGAGAAGGGGAUUAAAAAACUCGAUAAAACCCUUCUGUUUGAACACAUGAGGCAGAAGGACCCAUCGUUUCCCGAGAAGCUGAUAGCCGUCUCUUUCAACACAAAACUGACGGAAAAAAAUAAGAAAAAGACCUUCUGCGAGGAUGUCUUGAGGCGAGGCUUAUAUUGUGAUGGCAGUAACCGUGGUUCGUAUCAUUUCCUUGGACAUUCCGACAGCCACCUCUGGGAGAGAAAGUGCUACUUUAUGAACGCCUCAGAUACUGAAAUUCACGAUCUCCUCGCACGGUUUGGCGAUUUCGCUAAUACAACAAAUGUUCGAAAACGCGCUAGUGAAAUUGGCUCGUUAUUCGUUCCAUUUGAACACUUAGUGAAGCUUAGUGAGCAUGAUAUUGGAGAAGAGCCUGAUGUGAAAGGCAGAUUCUUUGAAAAGAUGCCUCGCCCUUUCACUAACGGUCGUGGUUUCAUGUCUCCGGGAUUCACCCUCAAGGUGCGACCCAAGCUUGGCGUGGAUCACCCUGCACCUAGUACCCUUCAAGUGAGCAACCAAGGCCUUCAGGGUAUUUUGGUAGUUCGAGAAACUCUAAUGAACGUUCCCCUAGUCCAAUUCCGCAAGUCCAUGCGCUUGUUUUCCACUCCCAGCAAGAAGGACGGCGAGGCAAUUCCUUUCAUUGGAAUUGUUGAUCAUUCCGCUUCUGACGUGAACGGCUACCUUGAUUCUCGAUUGGUCAUGUUUCUGGCAAUCAGAGGUGUGUCGAUGAACUAUCUCAGGUCACUGCAGAAUGGCUAUUUGACUCUAUUGAAGAGUAUGUGUACAAACUCAGCGUCUGGCAAUUAUUUCUGCCAACUUACUGGACGAAAGGCAACAACCGAAAGAGAAGUUUUGGCCAGUCUGCAACGAGGUGAAGUAGAGAAGAUGCUUGCUCAGUCUUUCGAGAAUGCAAAUAAUGGCGAACCACAAAGACGUCGCGCAGUACGUACAAGAAUUUUGGUACCCAAAGCGAGAGUGGUGUUCGGGGUUGGUGACCCUUAUGGGAAGCUUAAGAAAGGAGAGUGUUACUUCAAGCCGACCCUGCAAAAUGACGAAGAAUUUGAAGAGCUCGUGGUUUGCCCUGACCCCUGCUAUCAUCCUGGAGACAUACAAGUGUUGAAGCUAAGCCAAGAGAGGCUGGACUAUGAGAAUCUCAAGGACUGCCUCGUGCUACCCGUAAACCACCGACACGCGUUUGAAAAUUCUGGUGCAAGUAAGUUUUUCGUCAGCUGGGAUCAAGACCUGAUUCCAAAGCAGAAAAGAGAUACACCCUGUCGCUAUCAGUCAAAACGGUUCGAAGACGUCACAACCACUGUUAUAAGCUGGUUUCAAAGAAUAUUCCAUGUUCUUAAGAAAAAGAAGAAAUAUCGAGAUGAAAUGAUUCACUACUUUGCCUUUUUUGAGGAAGACUUACCUCGAAGGAUUGGCGAUGUUUACAUGAAGUUUGCAGAGACGCAUGGCCCAUAUUCUAAAGAAUGUACAAAGCUUAGCAAGAUGAACCAUCAGGCUGCAAACUUGAUGGCAAACAGUGAUGAUUUGUCGAAAGAGCUGGAAAGGUUGGAAACCUUGCUACAACCAAGACCCCCUGCUUCUGUUAACUAUCAUUCAGCGGAGCGAUCACCUCUUUUAGGAGGAGGAGGAGAAGAAGACGUCGAUGAUGUGCACAAAGACUCUGCCGUUUCAAUCACCACCCGAAUACGUAGUUCCUUGCCUGGUUACCAAGGGAAGCCAGCGUCGCCCCAAGUUUGGAAAGAAUUUGACAGGGAAUCAGAAAAGUUCGUCAAAGAAUUUUACGAAAAUAGCCGCAUUUAGCACAAGAACUACUUUAGUCUGCGAUCAAUGCAGACACUUUCCAGUCUCAGUGCUGUGACUGAUUUGUCUUAAUGAAACUAUACAUUCGUUUUGAUUUGGGUUGUUGCACUCACUGGCUAUGAGUUCAGUGCAUAAGUUUUCUCUUUUUGAACUUGAGACGAUUAGGUGACAAGGAUAACUCAGCUUAAAGAGUUAUUGACCCCUUUUAAAGAGCUUACAUCAAGAAAAAUCUUUGAAUGUGUUUCAAGUCUGAUGAAAUAGUCAUUCGUCCUAAAGAGAACUCGUAACAAGUCUGUACUCAACUUUGACUGCCAGAAGUUCGUAAACGAGAAUCCUUGAGUUGGUUGUGUUUUUGUCGAAACUAAAAGUUGUUUAAAUGUUGCGUAACAAUUGUUACAAAAUGCAUUGUGAUGGGUGAAAAUGAUAUAAACAGAAGCGAUGAAGAGCUAACAAAACAAUAGAUGAAUAAGUUUUUUUGUUCCGCUUACAAAAAUGUCAAAACGAGACUAACUGCAGCAAAGCCUAUUUUUUUAAAAAAACUUUUUGGCUCUGCUUUUUGCUCUGCUUUGUAGAGUAACGUGAAUACUGUGUUAUUUCAAAUUAUGUAAUGAAGGUAACUAAAGUGGCUCAUUUUUAAUGUUAAAUAUAGUAAGCCCACGAGUAGCAGUGCUUUGUUAGUCCCCAUGUAAGGUACAUAUUUGUUCCAAAAUGAAAUGAAAUGUACUAAAUGUCUCGUUGCAAUGUACAUUAUAGACAAAUGUAAAAGAGUGGUAAAUGUAGUUGUAUGUAACGGUUGAAGUUAGGGACUAGUCAUUAUCAAGCGAAUGUAAACUAUUAUAUCAUUAAGUAUUCGAAUGGUGAGACAAACACUUAUAAAUUUGUUACGAUA